Molecule: messenger RNA, 5426 nt
Organism: Lytechinus variegatus (green sea urchin)
Lineage: Eukaryota; Metazoa; Echinodermata; Echinoidea; Temnopleuroida; Toxopneustidae
Product: solute carrier organic anion transporter family member 4A1-like
Exons: 12
Coding region: 338-2590 (750 amino acids)
Biological process (GO): sodium-independent organic anion transport; transmembrane transport
Cellular component (GO): membrane
Molecular function (GO): protein binding
Source: RefSeq, a predicted model, not a curated record
AAGAACAAUGUGGUUUAUUACUAACAAAAAGUCAUAUAUCAAACCGACCUCUUUUAGGUACGGGUAUGGUACGAAUAUAGUGCCCUCCGACUGCCCUGGACGUCUGGUGUAGCGCGAGAGGGGGGCAGAUCAAGUAAUAGGUCCAUGGUCGAAUCGGUAGGAAGGUGCCAUGACAUGACACAGCUAGAGCAGCGAGUAUCGACACACCACAUUUGUUUUCCCGCACUCAAAUCCUCUGGAAAGUAUACACAACACACGCAAUCUGCAGCAACACUAUAUUCAUCUCAGAUGAUCCUUACAGGCGGCCGAAGGGCCCAGAAAAUCUCGGCUCGCAAGAAUGGUAAGGGAUCCAGCCGGUGUUGACGUUAACACCGCAUCAGCGAAACCUACCGUCGGCGUCAUCCAGUUCAUAAAGGGCGAACCGACGUCGACGACCGCGGUGAAGAUGGCCGUUAAACCGUCGGCGAAGUCCGACGCGAUGGCUGUUGAGGAUGAGGACGUGAUCGAGGAGUACCGCUGCGGACUUUUUGGAUGGCGACCGCAGUGGCUUCAGUCGUUUAAUACAGCACCAUGGCUGUUGGUUACCCUGACUGCAGCGGUAGGAAUCGAGGCGAUGCUGGUUACUGGCUUCGUUACAAGUUCCCUGACCUCCAUCGAACGUCGCUUCCAGCUACGUAGUCGAGAUCUGGGAAUCAUAAUCAGUAGUUUCGACGUCACUAGCAUCAUCCUCGUCCUCUUCGUCACCUUUGUGGGUGGUCGUGGCAACAAGCCGCGCUGGCUUGGGACUGGAUCUAUCAUCAUCGGCGCCGGUGCGCUCAUCUACGCCCUCCCGCACGUCACCACGGGCAACUACCGUUACACGACAUCGAGGGUGUCGCCAACUUGCGGAGUGGAUGCCGAAGCCCCAGCUGCUGGCGGUGGCGACGUCACGAUGUCGUGUGAUGAUGUCAUGGAUGAGAGGCCGUCGAGUUUAGCGCAGUAUAUGUACGUUUUCAUGGCUGGACAAACGUUAAUGGCCAUUGGAUCGCUUCCACUGAAUACCUUGGGAGUUUCUAUGCUGGAUGAAAGUGUGUGCUUGGAACAGACAGGAUUGUACAUGGGUAUAUUUUUGGCUGUGGCAUCUUUGGGACCAGCAGCUGGCUACAUGUUGAUGGGUGUCUUUCUAAAUAUAUUUACCAAUUUUUCAAAUCCGUUCAGUACUGAUAUCAGCACAUCGGAUCCCGGCUGGGUGGGUGCUUGGUGGAUAGGCUUCGUCAUAGCUGCAGUUCCAGCUUUCCUUUUCGGGAUUCCGCUUAGCUUGUUCCCGAGAGAAUUACCAGAUACUGCAAGAAUAAGAGCGGGUAAAGAAAGUCAAGUUCAUGCACGAGGAGGGGCUCAUGAGACAGAACGACCAGGCUUUGGUUCAAGACCAACUGAUUUCAUCAUCUCACUCAAAUACCUUGCUGUCAACCCGACAGUAAUGUGUACUAUCUUAGGCAUCUGUGCAGAUACCAUGCUUGUUUCAGGUUGUGCAGCCUUCAUGCCCAAGUUUACACAGAAUCAGUUUCGUCAGACAGCAAGUGCAGCAAAUUUUCUAAUUGGUAUCGCAAUGCUUCCGGGUUUAUCUGGGGGCGUUCUCCUUGGUGGUAUUCUGACCAAGAAAUUCAAUUUGAAGGUUCGUGGUAUGCUGACGUUUGCUAUCGUUUCUGGCUUGGUGACCAUUGUGCUACUAGGGACCGUGCUCCUGCGUUGCCCCCAGCUGCCGGUAAUAGGUGUAACGGCCUCCUACGAUGGACACAAUCUGAUGGAGUAUCAUCAAGAUAAACGUCUUGAUGAUGAAUGCAACUUGGGGUGUACUUGUAAUACCGAGCAGUACAAUCCAGUAUGCGUUGAAGGUGGCAUUGCCGAGUAUUUUGACCCUUGCUAUGCUGGAUGUAAAGUGGAUUAUGGGAAUGGGACGUAUGGCGAUUGCGAAUGCUUGAGGAAUUUCAUCUCGGCUAACCUGACUGCAUCAACCCAGGUCCAACACGGCCCGUGUGAAUCGGACUGCUUCCUCCUGCCCAUCUUUGUUGCUGGUGCUGCAUUCUUAUUGUUCUUCCAUUUUCUACCAGGAGUAGCACUGGUCAAUACUCUACUCAGAUGUGUUCCAGAUUCUCAGAGGCCAAUGGCUCUAGGAGUCAACUCUAUUUUGAACAAACUAUUAGGUGCUACCCCAGGCCCCAUUCUAGUUGGAGUCAUGAUGGAUGGAGCUUGCCUGCAAUGGCAGCAGACCUGUAGCAGUGAAGGAAGCACAGAGGGUGCUUGUUGGAUAUACAACGACGAGAAUCUGUCUUGGCGGAUGUUCGGUCUUGGUCUCAUCAUGAAAGUAACGGCUGUGGCCCUCUUUAGCCUUGCCCUUUUUUUCUACCGUCCCGCUACACCCGGUAACGGUGGCGCCAUGGACGAGGCCAAUGAAGCGGUUGCAACGGCGCUGGAAAGCACAAUACGGGUUCCUGAAGCUGGCAUGGGUCAAGCUUCACCAGACCUGGCCGUUCAGCAGGAUGAAAUCGUUCCGCUCGAUGGAAUACAGUUGUACAAAUGCGGUUUGGCCAGAGAGGAAGAUUCCAGGUAGUAGUUAAUUCACAUAUUCUCCACAAGCACAUAUUCCUGACCCAUUUGUAAUUGGUGAGCAUUGAUGGAUCCAUUGGGUGGCAUCUAGGAUCUUUCCUGCUCUGGGGCCCGUAACAGGAAGCUUAGCAAUCAUGGUAGAAAUUUUUCAAUGAUUAAUUGCAUUGACUACAGUGUAUUAAUCGUGAAAAUCAAGCAUAUGAUUAAUCGCUAUAAACCUUUGUGUUUAUACGGGACCCUGAUUAGAAUACCAGUAUGCCAGAGAUGAGAUUCUCAUUCCCAUGCAUAUUGUGUAUUCCUGAUUUUGACUGACAAUUGGACCAUCUCAUGAGUGACCUUCACUUUGAAGGGCUACCAGCCAAAGCAAAUAAUCAUUUCUACUUUUCUGAAACAAAUUAUUAUCAUAUAUAUAUAUGUAUAUAUACAUAUUCCUUGUAGAAUUUUGUCCCAAACUGGUGCUUUCCUGUAAACCAUUUCAAUAUUAGAAUAUCUGUGUUUUGUCAGAGAUUUAUCUCUCAUUGUCCACAUCAAAUCUGGCAGCUUGUGUCUCUUUUUUUAAUUCAUGAUAAUGAACAAAAGCGUUGAACUAGCUAGCAACACUACAGACUGCAUUAACCAGCUUUUAAUGCUGCUCCACAUUUUUUACUGCUGAAAUAUUUUGCCAUUAUUAAUAUUUGCAAUAUGUCAAUUAUUUCAUCAUCCCUUGAAAACGCACUCUUACUGCCUAUCUCUUGUUUUUAACUGUGUGGGAAUUACUAUUUUUCCCAGGAGCUGCUACAGUAAAAUGUAACAAAGGCCAAUUUCUUUAGUUUUUUUUUAAUUAACUGAUAUAAAGCCCUGUUCCCUGUUCCAAUCUACAUGACAAUUGCUCCCUUCUUUUACCCCUGUGAAAUGGAAAUAGCAGCAUUUCUGUAAUAUUGACAAAUCCUAGCCGAAAUUUUGGCAGACCUUCGAUAGGUGGGUGCUUUCAAAGGGAGGGAACAAGCAUAGGCGUACCCUAAAUAACACUGAGUAGGGGGCCGGGCCCCAGUAAUCAGAUGGUAUACAAAUAUCGAAUAGGCAGGAGUGCGAUGUGCAAGAUUUCGUGUUAGGGUGAAAGAAAGAUACUCUAUUCAAUGAGGCGUUGCUGAGUCUUUCUUUCAGCAAAUGAGGAAAUGCAGCAUCAUCGCAGGAAUAAGAAUAUAGCUGCCCAUUUUAUCUCUAAAUUUCAGAAUACAGAUUUUACAUUUUUAUCAGAUUAUCCUCUAUUUUGCUAUAUACAUGUGUGUUGGUAAUAGGGUGAGUGUGUGUUUUUGUUUCGAGUAGAAGUCGACUGGCUUGAUUGGUUAUUAUUAUUCAAAGUGUGAUUAUGAAAGAUGGAAAUUUGAUUGUAUUCUUUGAGCUAGGUGAUUUAAAUGUACUUGUAUUGUAGGUCUAGAUUCAUUGGUCACUUUUUAACAUUUCAUUGUGAACUCACCCAUGGAGGGGAUUGGAUGUCACACCGAAUCCUGUUAAGCAUCUAUGAAAUCAAAUUUUAAAUCAUAAACAGAAAACUGUACAUACUAUACUUGUACUUGUUUUAAUACCUUUUAUUAAUGUUUCAUAUCUUGCGUUUGCACAGGCUCUCACAUCCUAUUUUUAGAUUUUAUAUUUUUUGUAAUAUGUAGUUUUUUACUCCUAUUACAAAAAUGUAAGAAAGUGACCCUUACACAGUCCUUCCUUUAGCACAUAAUGUGGGAUGAUAAUUUGAUUGAAUACAAGAACGAUCUUUGAAGUGACCCUAACACAGUCCUAUACCCUUAGCACAUAAUGUGGGAAGAUAAUUUGAUUGAAUACAAGAGCGAUCUUUUUUCACCCUCACUCCAUAUUUUAUCUGUAAUCAAAUUUAUAUCUUUUACUUGAUUUGUGUUUUUCUGUGCAGACUUCACUGUGUCCUACACUUAGUGUACGAAACCUAAUUCUUCUUAGAUUUCUGUGUUUAUAUAUGAUCAAACAGGCCUCAAUGAGACAUACCAUUGUACCCCCCCCAAAAAAAAAAAAAAAAAAAAUCAUUGUACCUUAAAUGUACAUGCAUAAUUGCUGCUUGUGUAUUUGUUAAUGAGUGAAAACUACCGAUCAAGAUACCAGGCCUAUGAUUGCUAAUACUGCAAGUAAACUUUGUAUGUUUUUCAAAUCGCCAUAGUAAUGUAGCAUACCUCUGCCCUGAAGGCAUCAUUUAAUGUGAUUUUGCUUCUCUUUAACAAUCUUGAUUACAUUAUACUUUCUUACGGAGAAUUAGGGUAAAGUGUUCCAUAAUUAUCGGCACAAUAGAAAUUACACAAAAUCUUUUGUAACUUUGACUUUUGACAAAGAAAUAAAGCAGCUACUCUGUGAUUAUAGUAAAUCUCCAUUAUGCAAUUUUGAUAAACCCACAAGUGAUAUGGUUGCUCAUCAUUAAAUAAAGUUUCUCUUUCAGAAUAGCCAAGAUGAUUCAGCAUCUUAUAUCAUAUGACCAAAUCAAAACAUUUCAGAAUUCAUGAAUGAAGGCCUUAAAGCUUUUGCAUGUGCAGUCAAAUUUGUCUUAGCAGCCAACCUGUCUAUUGAACUGUGUCUUUAGUGGCUUUUAAGUACUGUCUCCCAAUUGAAAGGAAUAAUAUGUUUUAAUAAACCUGUCUAUAAAGGCCACAUGUCUCAUGUGCAGCGAAAAAAAAUACACGGGGGCGGCGGGCGAAUUUGCCCCGGAAAUGCCUCGCCCUCGAAAUUACCCAAAAUCAUGCUCGGGGGGGGGGGGGGGGGCGACAUAAAAUCUUAAUGUCGCCCCCGAAAUUAUUGCAGAGCGAUUACAAUUCAGCGGCCUACGAGCGCCAUAUGCUCGAGCUCCG